Messenger RNA from Momordica charantia (bitter melon), 4421 nucleotides. Its product is annotated as trafficking protein particle complex subunit-like protein. The record is from RefSeq and is a predicted model, not a curated record. Lineage: Eukaryota; Viridiplantae; Streptophyta; Magnoliopsida; Cucurbitales; Cucurbitaceae.
ACGAUUUAUUGCGACGGUCUCCGAUUUCGCCCUACACCGAUGAAUUUUCGUUGAUUCCAUUCCAUCGGAAUGGUGCAACACUACUAGACUAGAUCCGCCACUUCUCCUCUCUUCUUCUUGAAUCUUGAUUGCACACGUCUUUUUCCAUACCAGAAUUGAAUUGAAUUGAAGAAGAAGAAGAAGAAUGCAGAAUUACCCGGAAGAGCUGCGGACUCCACCGGUGAGGUUGAUUUCGCUCGUCGGGUGCCCUGAGCUUCAUCCCACCAUCUCCUCUCACCUCCUCUCCGAGCAGCCUCCGAUCCACACCCUCGCCUUCCCCGACCUCUCCAAGAUCUCCUUCCUCCUCCCCCCUCCUUCCCCCAAGGAUUCCCCCGAACCCGCUCUCUCUUCUCCCCCUCCCGGUAUCCUGAAGAGGGAUUGGCUUCUUAAGCAUCGGACUAAACUCCCUGCUGUUGUCGCUGCUCUCUUCCCUUCUCACCAUGUUUCUGGUGAUCCUGGCCAGUGGCUUCAGCUCUGCUCCGAUCUCGAUCACCUCAAAGCUGUGACUCGUUCGAGGAACAUCAAAUUAGUUGUCAUUAUUGUCAAUUCCGAUUCCAACGAUUAUAUCAACGAAGAUCGAAUGGUUGCUCUACGCAAACGUGCUGAAGUAGACUCAAAAUAUGUUGUCUUUGUUAAGCCUAAUGAUGCUUCGGAACUUAAGCAAUCACUUCACAGGCUACGGAACUCCUUCUCGGAACUAGCAAAUACGUACUACAAAGAUGAAGGAAGAAAGGUGAAAACACGUAUUGAGAAGAGGAAUUACAAUUACGCCGAGUUGCACGUUCGGUAUUGUUUUAAAGCUGCCGUUUACGCAGAGUUUCUAAGUGACUGGAUUGAAGCUUUACGGUUUUAUGAGGAUGCCUACAACAAGUUGUGGGAGUUGUCUGGGACACCAAAAAGAUCACAAUCAAUUCAGCAGUUGGUUGAGAUUAAAAUGAAUGCAGAGCAGUUGCAUUUUAAAAUAUCAACAUUGUUAUUGCAUAGUGGAAAGGUCAUUGAAGCAGUGACAUGGUUCCGUCAACACUUUACCUUGUACAGCAGGCUAGUUGGAGAGCCAGAUAAUGCAUUUCUUCACUGGGAAUGGAUGAGUAGACAAUUUUUGGUAUUUGCCGAGUUGCUGGAGACAAGCUCAGCAACUAGUCUUAGCAUUUCAUCACUGGGUCUAGGCACGGGAAGCAAGCCUUUAACUGAAUGGGAGUUUCAUCCAGCUCAUUACUAUCAGUUAGCUGCUAACUACCUGAAGGAGAAGAGAUUGUCUUUUGAAUUGAUGCUGUCAAUGUACAUUAAUGUGGAUGAAUUGGAAAGCACUACCGAGUCUUUGGUACCUUCUGCAUAUGUGGGCCAGUAUUCUAGGUUACUUGAAGAAGCCGAUGUAAUGGUUAUGCAAGCUGUUACUGAUAAAGAGUAUUUGAAAAAUACCAUUGCUGAAGGAAAGAAGCAUCAAGAUCCAUUUAUGAUGAUUACUAUUCUCAAAAAAGCUUACGAGUCAUAUAGUAAUUCCAAAGCCCAGAGAACGAGCUCCUUUUGUGCAUUCCAGAUAGCUAAAGAGCAUUAUGAAAUGGGCGAUUUAGAUGAUGCCAAAAAACUUCUUGAUAAUGUUGCAAGUUUAUAUAGAAGAGAGGGAUGGGUUACUUUGUUAUGGGAAGUCCUCAGUUACCUACGAGAGUUGUCUAGGAAACAUGGUAGCGUGAAAGAUUAUUUGGAGUACUCUCUUGAAAUGGCUGCACUUCCCAUAUCAUCUGAUGUUCAUAUGCUGUCUCUCAGAUCCAAAGAUUGUUGCCCAGUGGGCCCUGCAACUCUAGAACAGAGGGAAAAAAUCCACAACGAAGUAUUUAAUCUUGUACAUGAAGAAUCAGUGUUGGCCUCAGUUGAACAUGGCAAAGAGCUCAAAGUAACGGGAGAUAAUCCUGUACAUCUUGAAAUUGAUCCAGUGAGCCCUCUUAGAUUGGUGCUUCUUGCUUCAGUUGCUUUUCACGAACAAGUAAUCAAGCCUGGGGUGUCUACUUUGAUUACCGUGUCACUUCUUUCUCACUUGCCCCUAACCAUUGAACUCGAUCAGUUAGAAGUUCAUUUCAAUCAACCAGAGUGUAACUUUAUCAUUAUGAAUGCUGAAAGACUUCCUUCAGCUGUGAUCGCCAGUGAUCAACAAGAUCUCAGAGUUGAGCAAGCUUCUUCUCUUGCACUUUUCUCGAAUAAAUGGCUACGAAUGACUUAUCAAAUCAAAUCUGAUCAAAGUGGGAAGCUCGAAUGCACCUCUGUUAUUGCAAAGAUACGACCAAACUUUACAAUAUGUUGCAGAGCCGAAAGCCCCGUUUCAAUGGAUGAUUUACCUCUUUGGAAGUUUGAAGAUCAUGUGGAGACACUUCCAACGAAGGAUCCCGCACUAGCCUUUUCUGGCCUGAAGGCAACCCAGGUUGAAGAGCUUGACCCAGAAGUAGAUCUUACUUUAGGCGCUUCUACCCUUGCACUAGUUGGAGAGACUUUCAUAGUACCUGUAACUGUAGUCUCCAAGGGUCCUGAUAUCUAUUCUGGCGAGUUAAAGAUCAACCUGGUUGAUGUGCGGGGGGGUGGUUUGUUUAGCCCGAGGGAAUCAGAACCCUUUUCUGAUAGCCAUGUUGAGCUUCUUGGUAUUUCUGGAAUAGAAGAUGAUGCGGAAUCACAUUUGAUUUCUGAUGACUCAAUGAAGAUCAAGCAGUCCUUUGGACUGGUUUCUGUUCCAUUUCUAAAAAGUGGAGAGUCCUGGUCCUGCAAACUGCAAAUUAAGUGGCAUCGAGCUAAGCCCAUUAUGCUUUAUGUGUCCCUGGGUUAUUCUCCACUUAGCCAAGAACUAAAUGCUCAGAAAACAAAUGUCCACAGGAGCUUGCAGAUUGACGGAAAGGCUGCUGUCACAAUUGGUCAUCACUUUUUGCUGCCUUUCCGGCGGGACCCUUUGUUGCUCUCAAGGACUAAAGCAGUCCCUCAGUCUGAUCAGUCAUUAUCAUUGCCUCUAAACGAAACCUGCAUACUGGUUAUCAGCGCCCGGAAUUGCACUGAGGUCCCGUUGCAACUAUUAUCCAUGUCAAUUGAAAUAGAUGAUAAUGACGGGAUUGAGAGUUCUUGUUCCAUAAAAAGUGCUAGUGGUAAUCUUGUAGAUCCAGCUAUCCUCAUGUCUGGAGAAGAAUUUAAGAAGGUUUUUACUGUCACUUCGAAGAUAAAUUCAUCAAAGCUUAGGUUAGGAAAUGUGUUACUAAGGUGGAGAAGAUACUCAGGGACUAAAGACCAAUAUGAUUCUAAUGUAGCUUCAGUCUUGACUACGCAGAUGCUUCCUGAUGUAGAUAUAGAGUUUUCACCUUUAAUUGUGUGCAUGGAGAGUCCUCCUUAUGCCAUCCUCGGAGAUCCAUUCACCUACUUCAUAAAGAUUAAAAACCAAUCAAAGUUAUUACAGGAAGUCAAGUUUUCUUUAGCAGAUGUACAGAGUUUUGUGAUAUCUGGUUCUCAUGAUGAUACAAUUUCAAUUCUCCCAAAAUCCGAGCAUGUUCUUGGCUACAAGCUGGUUCCUUUGGCCUCAGGUAUGCUCCAGUUGCCCAGAUUUACUUUAACCUCAGCAAGAUAUUCUGCUAGCUUUCAGCCUUCAAUGGCGGAAUCUACUGUCUUUGUGUUUCCAUCAAACCCCCCCUGCGAGUUGGCUGAAAAGGGAGACGCAGGACCAGAGACUUGUGGUCCAAUAUCUACCAGCCUUUCUUGAAGGAAGUGACUUCUGGACUGACGUGGGGAUGUUUUCAGUAUUCCAACUUCUGAUAUUUCUGAUUGAUUAGCUGGAGUGAUGUGGGGGUUGGCUUUAGUAUUUCAACUCCCGAUAAUCAUAUAUAUCUGAAUCUAUGAUUAAUUAGACGAAGACAGGGACUCAGAUUUUGUCGAGGCCAGCAGUUGCGUGCACAAGAGUUUGUAAUUACACCUUAAAAAGAAGUGACGUCAUGAGGAAACAUUUCCUUCCCAAACAAAAGGCAAAAAGGAAGUCCAUUCAUCAUCAUCAUCCAUCCCACUUCAACCUCCACACUUCACUCAUGGUGGGGCUCAACCUUCAAGUUGAUUAGUCCAUUGACAGGCAUCCCAGCGAACCCGAAACAUCGGCCGAAUCCGAAUCAUAGUACACAGAAGGAAGCUGAGUUCUCCUGGAGACAUGUCAAUUACAUCACGAAGUUAAGAUAAAGCGACCCAAUACAAUAUUGGUUGAAAAGGAAAGAUUGCAGCCAUCUCCACACCAACUAUUUUGGUACUCUGCUUUUUAACUUGUUUUAGCUGUUUAUAAACAAACAUGAUCGAGUAUACUAUAUAGAUUUAUUGUAUUGACAAGAACCUCGCCCUGGUUUGGUUUGGUUCCAAUAGAAUUGUGAUUAGAUUCA